Molecule: messenger RNA, 2780 nt
Organism: Hyaena hyaena (striped hyena)
Lineage: Eukaryota; Metazoa; Chordata; Mammalia; Carnivora; Hyaenidae
Product: zinc finger protein 791-like
Exons: 3
Coding region: 1-1929 (642 amino acids)
Biological process (GO): regulation of DNA-templated transcription
Source: RefSeq, a predicted model, not a curated record
AUGGAGCUUUGCAGCAAUCGAGUGUGUGGUAUGUUUCAGGCCUCUGUGGUCUUUGAGGAUGUGGCUGUGAACUUUACCCCAGACGAGUGGGCUUUGCUGGAUCCAGGUCAGAGGAAGCUCUACAGAGAUGUGAUGCUGGAGACGUGCAGGAACCUGGCCGCCGUGGACGAGCAGAAAUUUCAUAGCAGUGGAGAUCUGAGCCGAACGCAGGAAGGGAAUUUGAGAAGUCCUUUGGUGAAAGGUGUCUGUGAACGUCUUAAAGGACAGCAAUGUGGAGAAUCCUUGAACCCGGUUACAAGUCUUACUGUGCGUGAGGGGUGCCCCACUGGAGGUAAAUCCUGUGAAUGCGCUAAGUGUAGAGAAGCCUUCGAAGACGGUUCCUUCCUAGAGAAGCCGGGAAGAUCCCAGCCAGGACUCAAACCUAGUCUUGGUGAGGAAUGUGGGCCGGCCUGCAACUCCGUCGCAAGCCUCAGCCCUCACGUGGAGGCAGACCUUGUAGAGAGACCCCGUGAAGGUCAGGACACUGCGAGGGCGUCUGAGGCAUAUGCGAAGAGACUUAGGAAGAAAUCUCUGGAGUGCAAGAAAUGUGAAAAAGCUGUCACGUGCACGGCUUCCUUUCAGGGUCAUGUGCAAGGUCACUGCGGACAGAGUGUCCACGUGUGUGACGUGUGUGAGAAAACCUUUAUGGAUCACUCUGAUCUUACACAUCAUGUGAGAACUCACCGUGGGAAGAGACCCUAUCAGUGUCAGGAGUGUGGGAGAACCUUUGGGUAUGCGUCAAGCCUACAAAAACAUACGAGGACACACGCUGGGGAGAAACUCUAUAAAUGUCACCUGUGUGGGAAAGCCUUCCCUGGUCAGCACUCCUUUCUAGUACAUGAGAGAAGUCACACAGGGGACAGACACUUGAAAUGUAAGGAGUGUGGGGAAACUUUCAGUAAGCAUCUACAGUUUGAACAUCACAUGACCACACACAAAGUAGUGAAACCCUAUGAAUGUCAGGAGUGUGGCAAAGGCUUCAAGCAUCACUCAGACCUCCAAAUACAUAUGAGGAUACACACCGGAGAAAGACCCUAUGAAUGUAAGGAAUGUGGGAAAUCUUUCCGGACUCAACACCAUAUUAAACGUCACAUGAUCAGUCACAGUACAGUGAAGCCCUAUGAAUGUAAGCAGUGUGGCAGAGCCUUCCGGGAUCACACAGCCUUGCGAGUCCAUACGCGGACACACACUGGGGAAAGACCAUAUGAAUGUCAGCAAUGUGGGAAAGCGUUUAGACAUCGUGGAAAUCUGAGGGAACAUGUGACGACACACACUGGGGAGAAACCCUACAAAUGUCAGGAAUGUGGGAAAACCUUCAGGUAUAACUCAUGUCUGCGAGAACAUGUGAGGAAGCACACCGGGGAGAGACCCUAUAAAUGUCAGCACUGUGGAAAAGCUUUCAUUCGACACCACACCCUCACACUACAUACUGCGAGAAGACACUCAGGGGAUGGACACUUGGAAUGUAAGGAGUGUGGGGAAACUUUCAGGAAGCACCGAUCUUUUCAAUAUCACAUGACUACACACAAUGUAAUGAAACCCUAUGAAUGUGAGGAGUGUGGCAAAGCCUUCAGGUAUCACGGAGACCUGCAAAUACAUGCGAAGACACACACUGGGGCAAAACCCUGUAUGUGUCAGCACUGUGGGAAAGCCUUCACAUCUCCUUCAAACCUGAGAGCGCAUAUGAUGACACACACUGGAGAAAGACCCUAUGAAUGUAAGGAAUGUGGGAAGUCUUUCCAGACGAUUCAUCAACUUAAACGUCACAUGACCACUCACAGUACAGUGAAACCCUACGAAUGUAAGCAGUGUGGCAGAGCCUUCCGGGACCAGAGAAACCUGCGAAUCCAUAUGCGGAUACACGCUGGGGAAAGACCGUAUCAAUGUUAGCAAUGUGGGAAAAUCUUUAGAUAUCGUGGAAAUUUGCGAGACCAUGUGACAACACACACUGGGGAGAAACGCUAUGAAUGUCAGGAGUGUGGGAAAACCUUCAGGUAUAACUCAUGCCUGCGAGAACAUGUGAGAACGCAUACCGGGGAGAGACCCCAUAAAUGUCAGCACUGUGGAAAAACCUUCAUUCGACACCACGCCCUCACCCUACAUACUGCGAGAAGACAUUCAGGGGACUGACACUUGGAAUGUAAGGAAUGUGGGGAAGCUGUCAGGAAGCACCCACCUUUUCAAUGUCACAUGACCACACGCUAUGGAGUGAAACCCUGUGAAUGUGAGGGGUGUGGCAAAGCCUUCAGGUAUCACAGAGACCUGCGAAUACAUGCAUGGACACGCACUGGGGCAAAACCCUGCAAGUGUCAGCACUGUGGGAAAGCCUUCACAUCUCCUUCAAACCUGGGAGCGCAUAUGAGGACUCACACGGGGGAGAUACCUUUUGAGUGUAUGGAGUGUGGGAAAGCUUUCAGUCAGCUGCAAAAUGUUCAAGUUCAUUGAAAACACCCAGUGCGAUUAAAGCUUAUGAAGGUCAGAGGUGUGGGAAGGCGUACAGGUUCUCCUCCUCUCUCCGAGUUCACAUGAAGAAACAUCCUGGGGAGAGACCUUCACAUGCCACCGCUCCCUUCAAGAACACGUGACGCUGCACAGUGGAUAGAAGCCUUUGUAUGUAAGGACUCUGGUAAGACCUUGCAGCGUCCCAUAGAUCUGGGCAGAACCUUGCUGGGAGCCGCACCAGCCUCGCUGCAUGACGCAAUCACAGGGAGGAAAUGGCAGCGUUUGCACAGCUCCUGCAG